This is a messenger RNA of Symbiodinium necroappetens, 2799 nucleotides long. NCBI's taxonomy places the organism in Eukaryota, Dinophyceae, Suessiales, Symbiodiniaceae. The record is from the annotation of a GenBank genome assembly.
AUGCUCCGUGAUCCCCUGGUGUCGCAGCAGAUAUGGCAGGUCACCCAGACCUCCCUCGAAGCCACCAACCACAACGAGGUGACUAACAUCGAUGCCGCCCUCCUCCACAACUGGCAGCAGAACUCAAGAACGAGAAAGCACCAAGCUCAGAAUGCAGAACGAGCCCCACACCCGGCUGUUGCAGAUACUGCCCUUCUCAUUCGUCAACUUUGGGCUCUCCGCGAGCUCAUCCAUGUUGAGUCUAGACCUGUUGCACAGCCUCAGCACCAGGAGGCCCCCGGCCUUGCACAACUCUGGACAGGCUGGAGGCGCAUUUGUGCCCUCCAACAACUUCAACGGGAACUCCGACGCCGAGGCAGACACAAAAAGAUUCAUAUGGUGGAACAGGCAGUCAAAGCUGACAAUGUCUACCAGGCUGCCAAGCAGUUCGCUCCCAAGACGGCCAGACGCAGGCUUCAACUCAGAACUGAGCAGGGACAUCUACAAACUGCUGCUGAAGAGUUCAGGACAAUCAAGCACUACUACGAGACCCUCUACGCAGGCCCGGCCCCAUCUCAGGACGUUCUUGGAGCCACUCUUGAUUUUCAACUGGAGGAAGUUCUCUUUGCCAUCAAAAACCUCGCCCCGGGGAAGGCUAUGCCAUCAUACUCUGCGCCAGCAGCCCUGUGGAAUCAACUACAUAUUGAGCUUGCCCCGCAGGUUCUCUACCAGCUGAACUAUGUCUUCAAGCCAGGCCCCCUCACCCUACCAGCGGAGUGGUGCAUCAGUGAACUCGUACUUCUACCGAAGCCUGGAAAGGCUUUGACUUCGCCAUCGCAUCUCCGUCCCAUCGCCCUCCUUCCGCCCAUCGCAAAGGUCCCCGCCUCAGUGCUGGCAAUGCGCAUUCAGCACUUUCCGGCUGCAUACCUGGCAAAUACGCCUCAGUUCGCCUAUCUCCGCGGACGAUCUCUCCAGCAGGCUCUCGAGCGUGUGAUCUCACAUUGUGCUGCGGCCCGAGCCUUGAUUGCCCAACAGGCGGUCAAUCCACACACCCGCAGGUCGGGUCGGGAAGUCUUACAGAUUGCUGGAGGGCUCCAGCUCUCGUUGGAUGUCUCCCAGGCAUAUGAUGGCGUGAGCAGAAGUGACCUCCGUGCUGCACUCGAAGAGGCACAGAUUCCGGAGGCAUUGAUCACCUCCAUCCUUGCCAUUCAUAACCAGGCGAUCUUGCGCAUCUCCCAUGACCAGUACACUGACGAUAUUCGGCUGCUUACAGGACUGAGGCAGGGCUGCAGCUUGUCACCAAUACUUUGGUCCAUCUAUACAGGAUGGCUGCUUCGCCGCCUUGAUGCAACUGGACUUGUCCCUGUCUCCCAGGCAGGAACGGUGUUUGCUGAUGAUGCCCAUUUCUCUUGGCUCAUCAAAUCCGGCAGUCAGCUCGAGGCCGCGUACUCGGGAGUUCGCGCCGUCCUCAACCACCUCCACACCUACAAUUUGAAGGUGAGCCUGGACAAAACCGUGAUCCUCGUUGAACUGCGUGGUGCCAAGGCAGCAAACCUCCUGAAGAAGUACGUGGUCCACAAGGAGACCGGACCCCACAUGAGAUUCAAAGUCAUGGGGCAGCUCAUGGACAUCAAGAUUGUCUCCAAACAUGUGUACUUAGGAGUCUGCAUCUCGUAUCCCCACUCAGGCUCAACUCCAAUGGCGACACAUCCUGAGAGCGCACCUGCAAGCCGUUACCUUUUGCCCCGACUCAUGACGGCGCAGGGUCUUCGAGGGCAGCUUGCGGAGGCGACUGAGGAGCUCCAGCUCAUAGAGUCCCUAGUUCCGGACGGCAGCAAGGGCUUUCGGAAAUCGGCCCAGACGAGGCGAAUGGACCUCGACGACCCCCUGGCGGAGAUGGAGACUCCAGAGGAGGACAAGGACAAGGAUCACCCGGCGAAAUGGCGACGCCCGGACAACAAAGGGCAGGGAGGCCGAGGAAAAGGCUACAACAACAGCCAGCAGGCCGAGACCUACGAGCCCUAUUGGGACGAAGGCUGGGGCCCACAGUGGGGCCACUCGAGGCAGGAGUCGAGCAGAGCCGAUGCCCAACUCAAGGAACUCCAGGGCCUCCGACACCGGGUCGACCUCCUGACCAGCCUUGUCUUGAGGCACGACAAUGCUCUGAACAUAGUAGCCCAGGACCAGACAUACAUGAUCUUCGUCCGCACGGACAUCCCAGGCAACCUUGCAUCGAUCCUCUACGAGGCAGGGAAGGCAUGGAACGAGGUCAAGGCCUCCAAUCCGGAAAAGCUCGAUGCCCCCAUGCGAGUGAUUCUCUUUCAAAAGCUCCUGGUCACAGUCAUGGCUCGCCUGGACAGCAUCCUGAGCUCGGAGGACAAGUUGAAGCAGGCCAAGAACCUGCAGUGGAUCACGGAGGAUGUAGUAUCACUCAAUGCGAUGAGGUGGGACCCAGAGCGCAACAGGCAUGUGGUGAACAAGGAGCUACCCACGGUGGAAAUCGAGAAGGCCAAGAGCACACUCGAGGAGAUGAUCAUCCUGGGACGGCACCCUCGUUCGAUCAACAGGUUUCAUGCCACGAGGACCAUGACGAAGACAUACACUUCACCCACCCUGACGUUCAAGCUGGACCUAGGACUCCGCACCACCGAGGCGGGCCAGAUGUGGGCAUACAUGAACCAGCUGGCUCACUCAGCCUUGUGGGUAACCGCGGGAGCCUAUGCCAGGCACACUCGCCUGCAACGAGAUCCACUGGCACAGAAGGUGGCCCAAACGCAGAAGCAGCCCCAACGCCGAGGUGGCAAGCACAGAAGGUACUGA